Molecule: messenger RNA, 951 nt
Organism: Trypanosoma cruzi
Lineage: Eukaryota; Euglenozoa; Kinetoplastea; Trypanosomatida; Trypanosomatidae
Exons: 1
Coding region: 1-951 (316 amino acids)
Biological process (GO): coenzyme A biosynthetic process
Cellular component (GO): nucleus; cytoplasm
Molecular function (GO): phosphopantothenate--cysteine ligase activity
Source: RefSeq, a predicted model, not a curated record
AUGUCGGGUGAAAAUUUGUCUCGGUUCCUCAUGGAGAACAUGACGACGGCCUCGAUGGCGAAGCUGCAACAGUGGAGCACGAAAUUGCUGGAAUUCGCCCAUUAUGUUUCAGAGAAGCCGUGUAAAGGGAUGGCUCUCGUUACAAGUGGCGGUACCGCCGUUCCAAUAGAAGUGAACUCUGUACGUUAUCUCUCAAACUUUAGUUCUGGUGGUCGUGGUGCUGGCAUGGUGGAAGCCCUUCUGCAGCGUGGGUGGGCAUGCGUCUUCUUGUAUCACGAGCAUUCAUCCCGCCCAUUUAGGCGAAAUCUUGACCAUUUAAGCACAGAGCAGCUCUUCGCAGAGCUCGCCGCGCCGGUGCGAUCGCCUAACAUCGUCGCUGCUAUGCAGGCGUAUGAGCGUCUCGGCGACCGCAUUUUGUAUGUUCCGUUUAAUACAGUAACGGAGUAUUUGUUUCUUUUGCAACUCCUCUCAGAGGCGAUGAGUCACCGUGCGGAGUGUCUGAAGUCGUUGCCGAUGAUGCUCAUUGCGGCCGCGGCAGUCUCGGACUACUUUAUACCUCUCAGUCGCAUGUCGACGCACAAGAUAAGCGGGGGUGAUGGCCUCCACGUUCAUUUUGAAAAUGUGCCAAAGGCUCUUGAUUUUAUCAGCGAGAGGUGGCAUUUGUCCUCUGCCACGGUCCCGCGUUAUUUGAUCACCUUCAAGCUGGAAACGGAGGAGGAGACAUUGAAGAAGAAAGCGCUACAAAACCUCUUCAAAUAUAAAUGCGAUGCGGUUGUGGCAAAUAUGCUGCAGAACUACCGGGAGCGGGUAGUGUUGUACUGGAAGAGGGAGGAACAUCAGCCGGUUCCUUUACUGCGACCAGAAGUCGGUUCCUUUGAGGCACUUAUUGUGGAUGCAUUCCUGGAGCGCAUCGAGAAGGAAAUGUCGAAGAAUGCAGAGUCCAUCCAAUAA